This is a messenger RNA of Oldenlandia corymbosa var. corymbosa, 2604 nucleotides long. The record is from the annotation of a GenBank genome assembly. Lineage: Eukaryota; Viridiplantae; Streptophyta; Magnoliopsida; Gentianales; Rubiaceae.
AUGGCCGCGGUUUCUGCUGCCACGGCGGCGAGUACGGCUUCGGCGGCGUUACCUUCGGUGCCUAAGGUUUGCUUCAAUUCUAACUGUAGAGAAUCCUUGGAAAAGGUUCAGAAAGGUUGGCGCCGCCGUACUGGCGAGUUUGCUGAACUCUGUGAUCGUUGCGCUUCUGCUUAUGAUGAUGGAAAGUUCUGCGAGACUUUUCACCUGAAUGCAUCUGGAUGGAGGUGCUGUGAGUCUUGCGGGAAGCAAAUUCAUUGCGGGUGCAUUGUUUCUUUCCAUAUGUUUGUGCUGCUGGAUGCUGGGGGCAUUGAAUGCAUAACUUGUGCCAGGAAAAGUUUUAUCUUGACACCUAAUCCAGCAUGGCCACCUCCUCUUUUUCUUCCUCUACAACCUGAAAGAAUUAAGGACCUCUCUGCAAAAAAUUGGAGUCCUUUAGCUGGGUCAGGUCCAAUACCUUGGCGCCAAGCUCCUAGUUUGUUCAACGGUUCUUCAGUUCAAUCCGAGAUUCAACCAAGGACACCCGUGGCUAUUGAAUUUGACGUAUCGGGUGGACUUGAUAGGCUUAGGCUGAACGAUAAGAUAUCUUCCACUUUCUCUGACAAGAGGAAAGAGGAAUCUUUUGAAAGAUUAGUGAAUGGAAGCCUGAGAAUUGGUGCUUCAGAAAUAACUGGUGGUGGUGAUUCUGGAACCAUCAGUCUGGAGCAACCUGCUUUUUCUCAAAAUGCUUUUAAGCGUCCAGGGUUUGCUGGAAUAUCAGAUUUUAGUUUUAUCUCUCCUCCUACGGCGAGUAAUGGAAAAAAUGAUCUUUGUAAGGGACCCGGAACUUCUAUUCAUCGACCGACCCAGUCACCAGUGAUGGAGAAAACACCGUCCAUUCAGAAUUCAACUGUUAUAUCUGAGCCUCCAGUGCGAAGUGGGAGGGCCAAAUUAGAAUUUAGGGCACGGAGUCAGUUACUUCCUCGGUAUUGGCCUCGAAUAAGUAAUGAGGAGUUACAGCAGAUAUCUGGAGAUUCAAAUUCUGUCAUCACACCUUUGUUUGAGAAGAUGUUGAGUGCCAGCGAUGCAGGCCGAAUAGGCCGCUUAGUUCUUCCCAAAAAAUGUGCUGAGGCCUACUUCCCACCAAUUUCGAGUCCUGAUGGGGUACCUUUGGAAGUUCAAGAUUUGAAGGGGAAGGACUGGAUCUUCCAGUUUCGGUUUUGGCCUAACAACAACAGCAGAAUGUAUGUUUUAGAAGGGAUCACUCCAUGCAUACAGUCGAUGCAAUUGCAAGCUGGUGACAUAGUGACAUUUAGUAGAAUUGAGCCGGAAGGGAAGUUAGUCAUGGGCUGCAGAAAGGUUUCCUCAGCUGCAUCAGAUCAGGAAAAUGGAGGAGUUCAUGCUGCUAGUGAGCAUUCUGCAGAUGGGGAUAUCAAAUCUUCUGAACUUGCGUCAAGUAAAUCUCAUGUUGAUACAUCUUCUGGGUUCCGAAUGCCCAACCCUGCUCCAGCCAAGUCUGGAAGUACUUUGUCUGAAAUGGCUAUGCCUGGGCCAAUACCCGGAGAAGUCUCUGAACCCAAGCUUCAGGUCCAUAAGAAGAGGAAAAAUUGCACCUUGGGUUUAAAGAGUAAGCGCCUUAGGAUUGAAAAUGAGGACAUGCUGGAGCUGAAGGUCACAUGGGAACAAGUUCAAGGGUUGUUCCGACCGCCUCCUAAUAAAACUCCAAAUCUCCUCAAUGUAGAUGGCUGUGAGAUUGAAGAAUUCGAGGAUGCACCAGUAAUUGGUAGACCUACUAUUCCUGCUACUGACCAUCUGGGUAGAAACGUCCAGUGGGUUCAAUGUGAAGAUUGUUGUAAGUGGCGUAAAGUGCCAGCCGGUGCUCUUCUACAAUCCAAAUGGACAUGUUCCACGAAUUUGUGGGACCCUGAAAGAUCUUCGUGUUCAGCACUUGAAGAACUUUCAUCGGAGAAGCUCGAAGUGCUAUUAAAUGUUAGAACAGCUGCUUCUGUGAAGAUGAAAGCUCCAAAGCAGGAUCCUGAAUCUGUUAAGGCUCUGGAAGGGCUCGAUGCACUUGCUAAUUUGGCAGUGCAGGAGAAAUUAGGACCCGCUCGAGCGCCCAAGACCACAAAACACCCACGACAUGGACCUGGCUGUUCAUGCAUCGUGUGCAUUCAACCGCCUCGUGGAAAGGGGCGAAAACAUCCGCCACGUUGUACAUGUAUUGUCUGCAAGUCAACACAACGUCGUUUUAACACCCUGAUGUUGAAAAGAGAAAAGAAACAAGUGGAGAAUGAUUCAGAUACCGGCCAUGAAAUGCCUCAGCAUGAUCAGCCACCUGAAGGAGUGUCUACUGGCAAUGCCAGUGUUGUCAAAUCUGGCAAGGCCAAAAACUCCGUGGAAGUUGUCUGUGUCAGCGAUGAGGAUCGUCCAGAUAAUUUUGAAGAGAGGAGCUCUUCUGUUUCACAAUAUAAAGGUGAAAUAGACCUCAAUAUACAGCCAGAGAAGGAGGAGGAAGUCUCACCUAGGUUUUAUUCUGGUAGUGAGUCAGGUUUGCAAAUAGAGACAAAAGAACAGCUUAAGCAUAGAUUGUAUGGUGCUGGUAGUGAAGGGAAUUUAGUGGGCAAGUAG